Polychytrium aggregatum is the source of this 588-nucleotide messenger RNA. RefSeq lists its product as uncharacterized. The record is from RefSeq and is a predicted model, not a curated record. NCBI's taxonomy places the organism in Eukaryota, Fungi, Chytridiomycota, Chytridiomycetes, Polychytriales. Bases 1 to 588 code for a protein of 195 amino acids. The transcript is spliced from 3 exons.
AUGGCCAAGCACUGCGAGUCAGCGCUUGCAUUCAAUGGCUCCCCGCAAGCGAAAGACACCCGCCAGGCGACCAAGUGGAUCCAGAGCACCCACAAGAUCCUUGGUCUGCAGCAAUGGAUGAGCACCACACCAAGUCCCAAGAUCCCCGGGGUGGCUUCCUUCUUGCGAUACAUUCGCCAUGUGUUCGAUGGAGACAUGCUGGAGAAACAGCUGUACUUCAGCCUGACCCGGCGACGGCGGUUCAAGCGACUCGAUCUCUACGGCAAACGACAGCGCACUGUCCACGAGAUGUGCAAGCGAGUCAUUGACCAGGCACCAAGGGAGACCGAAGUGGUGAUUGCCUUUGAGAAUGCAUCCUGGAAACAGGGGAAGGGAUACGCAUCCAGUCCCAGGAGACUCAGGUUCGUCAAAUACUUUGAGCAGUUCCACCAUCACCAGAGACGACCACCAGACCGAUCCGUCUCCAAGAUCCAUGUGUGCUCGGUGAACGAGUUCAACACAUCCCAGGUGUGCUCACACUGCCGGGAAGCCAAGCGACUCGAGAAGGCCUCCGAAGCCAGAGAGAAGGGCCUGGCACGUUUCUUGUGA